AUGGCUGACGAUCCGGCCAAUUUUGCGAAGAUGCUCGAGGCAGAGCUGCGGACACGUGUUUCCGACCUGAUCAGGGACAAUCCUAGUAUGACGCCCAAGGAAGCGAUGGUCAAAGCCUCCCAAGAACGUCUCACAAACAAUCCAUUUCAACCCCCACUGCACGGUUGCCCGAUCAACACUCUGCCUCCAGAGCUUCUUGCUCAUAUCUUUGAGAUUGGUCGGGCGAUGGAGGAACAGGAUGAAGAUGAUGACGGCUACGACGAAGGGGACGACUAUGGAGAUGACGAGGUUGACGAUGAAUGGACCGACGACGAGGAUAUUGAAGUGAUCGACGAGGAAGUGGUGGAGGAUGAAGACGUGGUCAUGUCGAGUCCCAAGAAGCCGUUUUCCCCUCUAGAGGCGGUCGAUCCCCCACAAUCAGACUCCGGAUCAGAAGAGGACGAGGAGGAGGAGUUGCACCCGUCAUUCCAGGUCCUUGUUAGCCACGUGUGCCGCCACUGGCGAGAAGUCUCUCUUGCUGCCCAUACGUUGUGGACUACCCUCAAGUUCAAUACGCACCUGAAUCUCGAUCGCGCCAAAACAUACAUCGAACGAGCAAAUGGUCUACCUCUAGACAUAUUCAUCGACUGCACACAUGAGCACCAACCCGAUCUGGAUGAUUUGGAGGAGCUCCCAGACUCGGAGAUGCCGUCACAUACUGUGCCCCCCAAUGCACACGCCGUCAUUCUCAGCAUGAAUCCCGUCACAGGAUCCGUCUCAGCCCUGGAACCAUUGUCAACUCCGAAGGAAAGCGACAUCUGCAUCCCGCUUCCGGAUCUCAUCACUAUCAUCGAGCUGCUUACUCCACAUGUGGAGCAAUGGCGGAUAUUCGAAGUCACGGUCAAGUACUUCACCCAUAUGCACGAGGUGCUCAAACGCAUCGCUCUUUUGCCCAGUGCGCCUCUACUGGUAGAAAUGGGUUUGUACAAUUACGAGGACUUUGACGAGGAGGAUGCGGAUGACGAAUUCGAGACGUUCAAGCCUGCAGAGUUGCGCGAACCGCUGCUCCCGUUCGGGGGCAACGCACCGAAGCUGAAGAAUGUCGCGUUCUGGGCCGUGCAUAUUGAUUGGGAUCAAGCUCUUGAAAAGGGUCUGCUCACAGGGCUGCACGAAAUCGAGCUCGCGUACCAUGCUAAAGACGUCCGGCCGUCGUUCGAGACAUUCAAGAGUAUGAUCGAUUCUUCGCCGCAACUCUCUCUGCUUUCAAUGUGUCUUUCGGGAACUACCGGGGAGAUGACCACGGUCGAAUUGCCGUCUUUGCGAUCGUUGGUCUUGUGUGUGCUGGAGGCCGAGUAUGUCGCUCUUUUGGUGCAAGCGUUCGUCAUGCCGCAGUUGCACGACCUCACUUUGGACCUCCACGACGAAGACUUCACCGACUUUGCGCUCCAACUUGCCGAGGCGCGCAGCGAGACGGAGGGGCGACGAUCGCUGCUUUCCGGACUGACUGCACUAAAGUUAACAAGCUUCCCGUGCAACGACGCCGCUGCGGACAAGAUGAUGAGCCAGCUGGAUUCGCUCGAGCGGUUCCAGCUCAACUGUGUCGAUCCUCCGGAACGGGUCUUCGCCCUGGGUCUGAUCAAAAUUAAGGACAAUGCGCCUCUCUACUGCCCGAAGCUGCAGGCUCUGCGAAUUGAGGGGAUCGGCCCCAACCAGCUCAAGAAGUUGAUCUCUGCGCGCAAGUCAGUCGGUGCCCCGAUUCGUAAGCUCUACCUCAGCACCCACGAUGAAUUGGAGGUUGCCCGCGAGCAAUGGGUCCGGGAUAACGUUGAGGAGUUCGAUUACUUCGAUCCUUCAGACGAUGAAGUGGCGCUGGUAGACGACGACAUGAUGAUAGAAGAUGAUGAAGGGUCCGACGGGUCCGACGAUUGGGAUGGCUCCGACGAAGAAUAA
Mycena citricolor is the source of this 1929-nucleotide messenger RNA. The record is from the annotation of a GenBank genome assembly. Lineage: Eukaryota; Fungi; Basidiomycota; Agaricomycetes; Agaricales; Mycenaceae.